AUAGAAAAAACGUAUAGUCCUGCGUCAGUUAACGGAAUAUGGACUACCGACUAGUAGUGACUGUUUUGCUCCUACAUGUGCCUCUUCUUUGCAUGGCCACCAACAAUUUUGCCCCAACCAUUAAGAAUGCAACGGUUGAUAAUAAUUCAACGAACAGUGGAACUUUUUCAAAUACAACAUCAAAUUCUCCGUUUCCAGAGAAAAUAUUUUGCGAUUUCUAUACUGAAUGGACAAAUUGGUCAAAAUGCAACAGAAACUGCAUGCAGACGCGCAUGCGCAAAUGUCGCAAAAAAGACGUCUGUGGAAAAUCAAGAUUCAAAGAAAAACAAUCAUGCAAACACCAUACCAGGCAAUGUCCCGAUCAUUCUUUUAAGAUUAUUGGUUCUAGCUUACGAAAUAGAAGGAUAGAGGAUCGUUUAUAUGACAUUUUCUAUCAUUCUUGGACAGCUUGGACAGCAUGUAGUGGUGAUUGCAAAACAAGGCGACGCCGGAAGUGCAAGACUGAUAUCUGCACUGGAGGAUUUUUGGAGGAAGAAAAAUCUUGCAAGAGUACUUCCAAGUGCAACAAGAUAAUGUCAUUUCAUGUUAAAAACCGACCCAAAAAUAGGAAAGACAAACUCAAGACUUUGAAGGGUUUGCAAAGUGUCUGUGGAAUAAGACCUAACACAAGAACCCCUCGCAUUGUGGGAGGACAUGAGAGUAUUCCACACAGCUGGCCCUGGCAGGUUGAGAUUUUGACGAAAAGGAAGCGACACUUUUGCGGUGGAACUCUGAUAUCUCCACGCUGGGUAUUGACCGCUGCCCACUGCAUCGUUAAAAAGGGAAGAAAGCGAAAAGUAGUUGUUCGCGUUGGCGAACACGAUACCGAUGUUCGAGAAGGCACAGAAAAGGAUAUAAGCGUCAUUCGAUAUCUGCCGCAUCCAACAUUUAACUAUGCAUUAGUUGCCAAUGACAUAGCUCUUCUCAAACUUUCCAAACCUGUACAUAUUUCAAAUAGUACAGGAUAUGCUUGUUUACCCAAAAAGGGUAAAAAAUUUAGAGUGAAAGCAGGGACCUUAUGCAGUACACUUGGUUGGGGUAAGACAAAUAUUACAGCACCUCAUAACAACAAAGUGUUAUAUGAAGUUCAAGUUCCAAUAGUUAAGAAAAAGAAGUGCAAAAAGGCAUUUUCCUUUAGAGUGACAAACUCUCAGUUGUGCGCAGGCUAUUCUAAAGGCCAAAAAGACGCUUGUACUGGCGACAGUGGAGGACCAUUACUUUGUGUUAAGUCACGUGGUCAUUAUGACAGGAAGUGGUACGUGAAUGGUGUUACUAGUUAUGGUGAAGGUUGUGGACAAAAACGGAAGUUUGGAAUUUACACAGACGUCAGUAAAUUCUAUCGAUGGAUUGUUAAAAAUAUCUCUAAAGGCUUAUAGUGAAUGUACAUUGUUAUCAAGUAUUAUACGCACACAUUACGUUUUGUGUCCACUGACGUUAAUUAAGUGAAUUGAUGAGUUAGUUGGGAACAGCCAGUACGACAACUAUAGCAAUGAUUCAUUGCUUUUUUCCCUUUUUAAAUUUUGUUUCAAAUGUUUAGAAUUUAUGUCUCUGAAACUUGAUUAUAAACUGAAUUGCUAUUGGCUGGCUCUCAGAAAGCUCACAAUUUUUAAAAUUUGAGCUGCGACUUCAAAACCAUAAAAAAAUAAUUAUCAUUUAUUAAUGUUAUCAUAUUAUAAUAUUGAAUUUAUUAAGGCUAUGGCAGUAUGAAAAAUGCAUAAUCAAUGAUGUUCGUUUGUCUGUGCAAGUCAGUCGUUCAUUGCUCAGCUCAUACAUAUGACUGGGUCUGAGGAAACGUGUCGGUAAGAAAUUAUACCUUGAAAAAUUAAGAAAUGACAUAUUUCUACGUAGUAUUUUGGCGUUCCUGACUCUAUUCUCAAGAACAAAAGGUACAUCAUUGUAAGUGGGUCUUCCAGUUUAACAAGGUCAAAAUACGUGACAGGAAGUGCUUAAAAAUUGCUGAAUAGGCAAGCACUGGUACUUAUUUUGCACUCUUAGGCUACAAGGUUAUAUUUUUUGCUAUGAAACCCAAGAAAAUAUAGUAUCUUAAACAAGAAUUUCUGUUUACUAACUUUAUAGCUGAUGACUACAGAAUUACCCCGCACAAUUUUCUAGUUGUCUCU
Molecule: messenger RNA, 2159 nt
Organism: Saccostrea cuccullata (small rock oyster)
Lineage: Eukaryota; Metazoa; Mollusca; Bivalvia; Ostreida; Ostreidae
Product: serine protease 33-like
Exons: 4
Coding region: 39-1415 (458 amino acids)
Biological process (GO): proteolysis
Molecular function (GO): serine-type endopeptidase activity
Source: RefSeq, a predicted model, not a curated record